GUUUAUUGUUAAAUAAACAACGCUUUUAGUCUCACGAGCACCCCUACUCCCUUCUCGAACGUAAAUCCAACCCUGUAUACUCAAUUCUCACAAAUACCCGCGCAAUCGCCACCCUUCCUGAACAAGCCUUAAGCAUGCCUUUCGACGUACAGGUAACUUCAUAUCUCCGCAACAUUAUAGACAAGGCCUGUGAGGACCAGAAGUCCGGUAUCCCCGGGGUUACUGUCGUGGUCAUUGAUAAAGAUGGCAGCGAACUUCUCGCUCACUCCGCUGGUAAGCGAGGAACAGGAUCUAACGAUCCUAUGGCUUUAGACAAUGUUUUCUGGAUUGCAUCCUGCACGAAAAUGCUAGUUGGUGUCGCCUGCAUGAAAUUGAUUGAACAGGGGAUUCUUCAACUGGAUGAUGGGUUGCAGACAGAGAGUCUUUGUCCCGAAUUGAAGAGUCUCAAGAUUUUGCGACCAGAUGGCACCUUUGAGGAUAAGAAACGUACAAUUACCCUGCGGAUGCUGUUGACUCAUACUUCCGGAUUUGGCUACACGUUCUUUAAUGACAGAUUGAGACAGUGGUCGUAUCCGGUUGGCGUGGAUGAGUUUUCUGGACGAAUAGAAGAUAUGAAGCUGCCUCUUCUUUUCCAACCUGGCGAAGGUUGGGAAUAUGGUGUGGGUAUCGAUUGGGCCGGGGUUGCGCUGGAGCGUGCAACUGGCAUGACGCUGAAUGCCUAUCUCCAGAAACAUGUCUUUUUGCCCCUUGGAAUCAAGGAUAUGUCCAUGAUUCCGAACCACGAUAUGCGCCGGAGGCUGGCGUAUAUGAACAGUAGAAACCCAGACGGCACUUUGCGGGCCCGGGACCAUCUUCUUCGGGCGCCUCUUGUUGUUGACCUAGACAACCAGGCCGAAAUCGCCAGGGUUUUCAACAGCGGCGGCGCAGGCAUGUUUGCAAGGCCGCAAGAGUACUGCAAGGUUCUAGCUGUGUUAUUAAACGAUGGAACGUGCCCGAGAACGGGUAUCAAGUUGCUUCGCAAGGAAACCGUCGACAAUAUGUUUUCCAACCAAGUUCCCCAGUUCCCCAACUACAGCCGCCAGGGCAUCCCAGCUGCAAAGCCGGACCUCACCAACCCUAUUCCGGAGUUGUAUCCGGUUCCUGGUGAUCCACAACAGGGUUGGGGACUGACAUUUAUGCUGAGUAACGGCGGCGCCACAGGGCGGUCCAAUGGCACUGUGCACUGGGCCGGGCUGCCGAAUUUGUGGUGGUGGGCAGACCGGGAGAAGGGCGUUGCCGGCAUUAUUUGUACGCAGAUCUUGCCCUUCGCGGACCCCAAAGUGCUUGGUCUAUGGGGGGCAAUUGAGGCCGAGAUAUAUAAAGCGCUAGGUCAAUGAGGUUAGAUGUGCUGGAAUUUAUCUAAGUACCUAAGUAGUCACAUAUCUGUGCUUUCUUUUUCAAAGC
Talaromyces proteolyticus is the source of this 1443-nucleotide messenger RNA. Its product is annotated as beta-lactamase/transpeptidase-like protein. The transcript has 3 exons. NCBI's taxonomy places the organism in Eukaryota, Fungi, Ascomycota, Eurotiomycetes, Eurotiales, Trichocomaceae. The record is from RefSeq and is a predicted model, not a curated record. Bases 135 to 1376 code for a protein of 413 amino acids.